Messenger RNA from Talaromyces rugulosus, 747 nucleotides. RefSeq lists its product as uncharacterized. Bases 1 to 747 code for a protein of 248 amino acids. The transcript is spliced from 3 exons. The record is from RefSeq and is a predicted model, not a curated record. Lineage: Eukaryota; Fungi; Ascomycota; Eurotiomycetes; Eurotiales; Trichocomaceae.
AUGCCUGGUCGUUUCGAGGGAAAAGUUGCUAUUGUCACCGGCGCUGGUUCCGGCUAUGGACAAGGCAUUGCUACCAAGCUCAGUCAAGAUGGAGCAGCUGUAGUAAUUGUCGAUUUGUCUCAAGAAAACGGCACCAAAGCAGCUGCCGAGUUGACCAACGCCAUAUUCAUUCACGCCGAUAUCACGAAAGGGUCCUCAUGGGAAUCCGUCCGCGACACAACGGUUGCAAAAUUCGGCCACAUCGAUAUCGUCGUCAACAAUGCGGGCGUCUGCUACGACAAACAGGAUACAGAGACAGUGGCUGAGAGUACAUAUGACUUGAUGAUGGCCGUGAACUUGAAGCCGAUUUACCACUCCGCAACAGUUAUUGUCCCCCUUUUGCUCAAGCAGGACACGCCCGCGGUUUUUGUGAAUGUUGCAUCAACCAGCGCGAUGAGGCCAAGGCCGGGGACAACAUGGUAUAAUGCGUCCAAGGCAGCGGUCGUGGCGGCGACGAGCACAAUGGCGAUUGAGUAUGCGUCGAGGAAGAUCCGAUUUAAUACCGUCUGUCCUGUGGUUGGACGGACAUCAAUGACCGAUUCACUCCUAGCAGACGAAGGGAUUUGUAACACAUACGCCGCGAGUAUUCCCAUGGGACGAAUGUGCACUCCGAGAGAUGUUGCCAACGCAGUAGCAUAUUUGGCUAGUGAUGAUGCCGACUUCAUCACGGGCGUUCAUCUAUCGGUGGAUGGUGGAAGAUGCGUAUAA